UAAAGUUUUGGGAAUUGCGGUGCUGCCACGGCUUCCUGCUUCUCAGCUCCUCCUUUUUCUUCUUUUAUAUAUAUACAUAUAUAUCUCUUUCUUUCCCAUAAUUUCCCUAUUUUUUCACAUUCUCCUAACACUAAAUUAUUAUUCUUCAAAAAUAAAAAAUCAAAAAAAAAAAAAAAAAAACCGCCUAUAUUAUUAUUAUGGCCUCUGUUGUUCCUUAUCCCCUACUGUUUUCCCCUUUCCUAUCAUGUUCUCCCUGAAAAAAAGAAAAAAAAAAAAGGAAAUUCCCAAUACACCGCUGAAACCCUCAUUCCCCAUUUCCCAUUUGCUCCAUUUCAUUUGCAAUUUCAUGGUUUGGUUUUGAUUUUUCUCUAGUUGGGUUUUCUUUUUUUUAAUCAGUUAGUUGAGAUGAAGAGGGAGCUUGAAGAUGAUAGAUCUACUGCAGGUUGUGGCCGGAGGGUUGUGAAAGGAGAGUGUUCUUCAAUGUCGAGUGCGAAAAUGAAGAUGUGGGAGGAGGAUGAGGAGAAAGAUGGCGGCGCCGGUGGAAUGGAUGAGUUGCUUGCUGUUUUGGGUUACAAAGUUCAAGUCUCGGAUAUGGCGGAUGUGGCUUUGAAGCUUGAGCAGCUUGAGAUGGUGAUGGGAACUGCUCAGGAAGAUGGGAUUUCUCAUCUUGCUUCUGAUACUGUUCAUUAUAAUCCUUCUGAUCUCUCUGCUUGGGUUCAAAAUAUGCUCUCUGAAUUCAAUAAUUCCACAAAUCAGUUUAAUCCUCCCCCUCAAUCUUCUCCCUAUUCCAAUUCUCACCACCGGAUUCAAUCCACUAAAUCGUGUUUGUACGACGAUGAUUCUGAGUACGAUCUUAGCGCCAUUCCUGGUGUUGCCGUUUUGCCUCGUAAAGAUUCCACCACAGAAACCGAAAGUAAUUCUCGUAAGCGAUUGAAGAUUGAAACAGAUAUCAGUUCGGUGAAUUUGUUACCGUCGCCCUCGUCCUCUUCACCGCCGUUCGUUGCUUCGGCGGGGAUUGUCUCUGAAACUCCGCGGCCGGUCGUGGUUGUGGAGGAGGAAUCACAAGAGACUGGGAUUCAGCUUGUUCACGCUCUAAUGGCUUGCGCUGAGGCAGUGCAGCAAGAGAAUAUGAAGCUCGCCGAUGCGUUGGUGAAGCACAUCACAUUUCUUGCUGCGUCGCAAGCCGGCGCUAUGAGGAAGGUCGCGACGUAUUUCGCUCAAGCCCUAGCUCGUCGGAUUUACAGAUUCUACUCUCCUCAAGAUGGACUUUACUCCUCUUACUCCGAUCCUCUUCAGAUGCACUUUUACGAAACCUGUCCGUAUCUUAAAUUCGCGCAUUUCACUGCAAAUCAGGCUAUUCUUGAAGCGUUCGCGACGGCGGCGAGAGUUCAUGUCAUCGAUUUCAGUCUCAAUCAAGGUAUGCAAUGGCCGGCGCUUAUGCAGGCACUCGCAUUACGACCUGGAGGUCCGCCGGCGUUUCGAUUGACGGGAAUCGGCCCGCCACAGCCGGAUAAUACGGCGGAUUCGUUGCAGCAAGUCGGGUGGAAGUUAGCGCAGAUGGCAGAAGCCAUUGGUGUUGAGUUCGAUUUCAAUCACAUCGUGUGUAGUAAUCUAGCCGAUCUCGAUCCGGCGGCUUUGGAGAUUCGGCCGGCAGCGGUGGAGUCGGUGGCGGUGAACUCAGUGUUCGAUCUGCACCGGUUGUUAGCUCGGCCUGGAGCGAUAGAGAAGGUUUUGGGAUCGAUAAAGAAGACGAAGCCGAAGAUCGUGACGAUUGUGGAACAAGAAGCGAACCACAACGGACCGGUUUUUCUGGACCGGUUUACCGAAGCGUUGCAUUAUUACUCGAACUUGUUUGACUCGCUAGAGGGGUCAUCGACCGGGUUCGAACCGGCAAGUGAAGACGUGUUUUUGUCUGAGGUUUAUUUGGGGAAGCAGAUUUACAACGUGGUGGCUUGUGAAGGAACGAACCGAGUUGAGCGGCACGAGUCAUUAACUCAAUGGCGAACUCGGAUGGAAUCGGCCGGGUUCGACCCGGUCCAUCUCGGUUCGAACGCGUUUAAGCAAGCUAGUAUGCUUUUGGCCCUAUUUGCUGGCGGAGAAGGGUACAGGGUGGAGGAAAAUAAUGGGUGUUUAAUGCUUGGCUGGCACACUCGACCGUUGAUCGCCACGUCAGCAUGGCAACUCGCUCCCGAUGAGUCAAAGUGAGUCUGACUCAGUGAGUGAGUGAGUGAGUGACUGGGUGUGAGUUUGUGGACCUGGAUUCUUUUUUCUUUUUUUUUUUUCUGCCUUUGUAUUUAAAGGGUGGAUUAAUGACGAUAUGCUUUUUUUCUCUUUUUUUUUUUUUUUUGGGGGGGUUAUGUAGCUUACCUUUCUACAAUAAAUAUGGUGAGCCUUAAUUCUUAAAAAGUGGAAAAUAUUAUGAAAAUA
Messenger RNA from Benincasa hispida (wax gourd), 2427 nucleotides. RefSeq names its product DELLA protein GAI-like. Lineage: Eukaryota; Viridiplantae; Streptophyta; Magnoliopsida; Cucurbitales; Cucurbitaceae. The record is from RefSeq and is a predicted model, not a curated record.